This is a messenger RNA of Aspergillus puulaauensis, 1059 nucleotides long. RefSeq lists its product as uncharacterized. The record is from RefSeq and is a predicted model, not a curated record. Gene Ontology annotation, biological process: carbohydrate metabolic process; pentose-phosphate shunt, non-oxidative branch. The transcript is spliced from 5 exons. The coding region runs from base 1 to 1059 and encodes 352 amino acids. NCBI's taxonomy places the organism in Eukaryota, Fungi, Ascomycota, Eurotiomycetes, Eurotiales, Aspergillaceae. Gene Ontology annotation, cellular component: intracellular anatomical structure. Gene Ontology annotation, molecular function: transaldolase activity.
AUGGCUCGACCUCCUCCAAGAGCAAUAGUGAAAAUCGAUAUCGACUGCAUGGACCCCGCCGAAGCGCACAGAUUACUCCCUUUCAAGCCAUAUGAUCAGACAAGCAACCAACGCCUAGUCUACGAACAGAUAAUAUCCCCCGAGAACCGCGCCCUACUCGUCCAAGCCGCCCGAGAGUAUCAGCAUAAAGGCUGGGAGGCGAUUCUCGACCGGAUGAGCGCCCUCCUCUGCGCAAAGAACUUCCACAACAUCCAAGGCCGAGUCCUGCUGCAGACCUCGGCUUACCACGCCUACGACACGCAAAAGGUAGUCGACCACGCGUGGUCGUAUGUGCGAGAGCUCGAGGAUGUUGGAAUACCCAGGGACCGCGUAUGCAUCAAGAUCCCCUCUACUGGGCCUGCCUUGAACGCGAGCCCGAUUCUGCGCAAAGAUGGCAUUCGCACUCUGGGCACUUCGUUGUUUUCGCUUACCCAGGCUAUUGCGGCGAGUCAGGCAGGGUGCCUUUCUAUAAGCCCUUAUUAUAACUUACCCUGGUACCAUGCGGAUCCUGAUCAGUGGCCUAAUGUAGAAGACCCAGCGCUUGAUCAUCCCAUGACACCGAGAGUUAUCCAGAUCAUCGAGACUUACCGGCGUCUUCGCAAGGAGACUGGCAAAGAGCAUCCUAUGCUCAAGCCAGCGAGCUUCAAGUCUCCGCGAGAGGCAAUGGCAAUGGGCGAACUAGGAUGCGAGCACGCAACCAUUCCCAAGGACAUUCUCCAGCAGCUCGCUCUACUCAGUCUAGACAGAAACCCGCCCCCUGGUGAAGGUCCCAGUAACGAUAGCGCAACUCCGCCCCGGCUUGCUCACCUGGCCACAAAGGACCCCCUUGCUGCCCCUGACUGGUCAGGGGAACUGGCAUCAACGGAUAUAGACUACCUGGUCGACAAUGGGGCGGCCUUGACAAAGGCCAUUGAUGAGGAUCCGAUAACAAAGAGGGGCAUUCGCGAAGCGCUCGAGGUGUUCAAGGCUAAUGAGUUGCAGAGCAAGAACGCGAUUGAGGAGGUUUUGAAGCAGGUAUAA